Molecule: messenger RNA, 823 nt
Organism: Drosophila serrata
Lineage: Eukaryota; Metazoa; Arthropoda; Insecta; Diptera; Drosophilidae
Product: serine protease SP24D
Biological process (GO): proteolysis
Molecular function (GO): serine-type endopeptidase activity
Source: RefSeq, a predicted model, not a curated record
GAGGCAUCACAAGGAAACGAAACAUCAUCCAUGAUGAAGCUAACAAUUGCCGCCCUAGGACUUAUCCUCGUUGCCGCCGGCAGUACAUUGGCCCAGCCGCAGGGCAGGAUUGCUGGAGGCGAUGAUGCCGUCGUUGGACAGCUGCCCUACCAGGGAGCCCUCUCCAUUGGUGGCAGCUACAACUGUGGCGCUGUUCUCAUUGCCAAGCGGUAUGCCCUCACCGCCCUCACCUGUGUCUGCUCGGAUGGCAAGGAUAAGCCAUGGCCUGCCACUUUGUUCAUGGUCUCCGUGGGCUCCGUGGAUCUGUAUUCUGGCGGCCAGCGUAUUCGCGUGGAGGAAAUCACCAUUAAUCCCAACUAUAAUACCCUGAAGACCGGCAUUGCUUUGCUCCGUCUGGAGCAGGAUGUGAUCUUCAAUGAGGCUGUGGCUGCCAUUCCCCUGGCACGGAACACACCACCUCUAGGCGCCCAUGUGGAGGUCUCUGGCUGGGGUCGCACCACCGAAACGGAAGUGGAUAUGCAUCGCACCCUGCAGAUCGGUGAGGCCGAGGUGAUGGCUCCACGUGAGUGUGCCCUGGGCAAGAACGAAUCAGUACCGGAGAUCAAUGACCAGGUGCUGUGCCUGGGUCAUGGACGUCGUCAAGGUAUCUGCGCUGGAGACAUGGGAGGACCCGCUGUCUACGGCGAAGAACUGGUGGGUCUGGGUGCCCAGAUGCUUGGCGAGUGCGGUGGCAUGCUGCCAGAGAGAUUUGUGAGCAUUGCGUCCAACUACGAUUGGAUCCAGCAGCAAAUCCAAUAAAUUAUAGUUCAAGACGAAAGCAAGA